Messenger RNA from Nematocida minor, 2637 nucleotides. RefSeq lists its product as uncharacterized. The record is from RefSeq and is a predicted model, not a curated record. The coding region runs from base 1 to 2637 and encodes 878 amino acids. The transcript has a single exon. NCBI's taxonomy places the organism in Eukaryota, Fungi, Microsporidia.
AUGAAAAAAAAUCAGAAACUGAAAAAAAUAUUGAGUGCAGGUACGUUGCUCCUCACUUUCUUUUUUACUGCGUGCCAGGGAGGCAGGCAUGUUUUAGAUGCGAUAACUGGUAGUUCUACUCCGCAUAUAGACGGAAAAAGAAAAAUGAUUGAAAUAUGCAGUCCCACAGACAUCCUUCAGUCCGCACAGAGCAGCAAGAAACAAAAGAGAGAAAGCUCAGUAAAAGAAACGGCAGAGCCAUCUUCAGCACAGAAAAAUGCUGAAAAAAGAAUAAAAGAUGAAGAGUGCCCCUUUAAGGACCUUCAAAGGCUGGAGAAGGGGAAGACAAGACGUAAAGUGGAGAAAUUGCAGGUAAAAAACCUUGAUACCAAACAGUGGAAUGAAAAAAGGCUGGAAAACUCGAGGAGAAAAAGAUAUAAAACAUGCCACCAAACAGUGUAUAUCCGCGACAUUUCUGAUAAACCUAUGAAAGAAGAGCCAAGGUUAGAACUGUACCAGCAGAAGCUCAGAGAGGACAUUGAAGAGUUUUCAACACACAUUGCGCCUAUAAUAGACCGCAAUGCGAUGCUGUUCUUUGUUGCAUCAAGGUCUAUAAAUAUAUACGCAAAGUACAAGGAUCUUUGGGGGAUAAAGAGUUGGCUCGCGAAUGAAGAUAGCAGAAAAGACGAGUAUGUAUUGUAUAAAAAACUGCUGAAGAGCUUCAAGGGAUACUAUCCUGGCGUGAUUGAAGAUAUCAUAGCAUAUGUGAGAAAACACCGUCCUAUUCGAAUUGUCAGCACAGGCAUUCCUCAAACUGAGUGGAGGAAGAGCCUGGGAGAUCUUUAUUUGCAAGAGACUCUUAAGCCAAAUUGCGGCAUGAUGGGAGAGCGUGCCAUAGUCAGUCAGAUGGACAGAAAAUACCUCGAGCUUGAUCUGGCUGUGCGGAUGCUCCUUGCAAUGUCUGAAGUGCACCAGGACUUUUUCAAAAUCAGUGAAGAGUUUAUAGAGUACACUGAGGUCACAGAAGAGACAGAGAUGAACAGAAAUAAUUAUCGAAUUGUACUGGAAAUACACAAAAUAGUGCAAAUGUAUCUGGGAGAAGAAGCAGAAGAAACGGUGUACGAAGAGCUCUACAGCAUUUUAAAGUCUAUGCACGAUGAAGGAGCGCUGGAAGAGCUCACAGCAGCUGCAAUUUACAAAAAAAUAUACACAGCCCUUGGGAUUUUCUACGAAAGAGCCCCGUUAAUUGACGAGAAUGAGUAUGUUCUGGCGGGGAAGUGCAUAGUCACGAACCAGCAGUACAUGAAGUGCAAAGGGAAAAUAAAGAUAGCAUCAGAUGACUACGAGGAAAAGCAUUUGGAGACUACAUACUCACAAGAGGAGAACAGGUGGAGUAUUUUGCCGGACGUACAGGAACACUAUCAUGUGUACUACCUGGACAAUACAAAGCAGCAGCUUGAGAUGCUGUGCAUGCCUGUGCAUAAAGAAGACGGCUGUGAAGAAGAGUUUUAUCUUCACACAAUCAGUGACAUAGUGAGACACAUAAAAGUACUGUAUGGGGUAAAAGAGCAGUCAGACACCAUACACCCGUUUAAAGUAAAAAAAGAAACAAGAGAGUGGACAUACAUCAGAGAGAAAGACCGAAAUGAAACACUAAAAAAUUUGGCAGAGUACGAGGUGGUCUUUUACCAAAUUGAAGAACAUCUAGAAAGCAAAAAGUUUACUUUCGCAGAGUUUAGGCCUUUGUACUCUCAUGACAGCUGCAGCAUUUGUGUGCCGCUCUUUCUUACGCCUCUGAUGCAGUCUGCAGUGGACCUAGGGCCUUUUAUCAAAAAAGAAGAACAUACGGAACUCGAUUCGAUAUAUUUUGAAAGUCAGGAGCCAAGCAUAUACAAGUACAACCAUGCUUAUAAAGGCCAGAAAUAUACAGAUGUGCACAAAUACUACAGCAAUCUGUACAUACUGCCAGAUGCACAGAAGAAGAAAACUUUUAGCUGCUACGUUAUGAACUGCAGCUCUAGUAGAAAAUCAGAUGGUACCGUUGAGGCCGUGUGGUAUGUGAGGGUGCCAAGCAGUGUAGACGAGUACACGCACUGUCUGCCAGAUAGAUCUUUCAGAGAGGAAAAAAACAUAGAAAAGUUUAACGCGUUUAUCGAAACAGUAAAGUCAAGAGAGUACCACAAGGACAGCGACCUGCAGAGCAUUUGGCUGUGCAAUAACAGCACAAAAGAUAGUGCAUUAAGUGGGCCAGAGUCAGCAAUAUACAACUGGCAGGUGAAUAGCAAACAGUGCAAGCAGGUUAUAACCCAGAAAGAACGAAAUAGGAUAGAGCUAAGGGUAAAAAAGGCUGAAGAGUACCUUAAAAGGGCGGAGGCUAGGCAGAAAAGUUUAGGAGUGAAGCAUAAAAGCGAUACAAAGGAAAUACAGAGGAAAAAGAGAGCGGCAAACACUGCCAAAUGCAGGGCAAAAGCAAAGGUGGAUCGCCUGCGCGAAGAGUCACACAUAAAACUUUCUAGACAGCCAACUGUCGCACAGGCCGAGCUCAUCGUGCUCAGAAAUGUGAACCACAGCAAGUCCAACCUCGGAGCACACAACGAGAUUCUUGAUGCUUUGAUUUCGACCUACAAGUGCCAAAAAUACACCCCCAUAAAUAAAUAG